This is a messenger RNA of Antrostomus carolinensis (chuck-will's-widow), 435 nucleotides long. It is a transcript of the gene TSPAN4, whose product is annotated as tetraspanin 4. Gene Ontology annotation, cellular component: plasma membrane. The annotation marks the transcript as partial. Lineage: Eukaryota; Metazoa; Chordata; Aves; Caprimulgiformes; Caprimulgidae. The record is from RefSeq and is a predicted model, not a curated record. The transcript is spliced from 4 exons.
AUCGACAACUAUGCUCAGCGGGACCUGAAGAAAGGGCUUCAUUUGUACGGGACAGAUGGAAAUAUUGGCCUCACUAACGCGUGGAGCAUCAUUCAAACAGAUUUCAGGUGCUGUGGAGUCUCCAACUACACUGACUGGUUUGACGUGUACAAUACAACCCGGGUGCCGGACUCCUGCUGCUUAGAAUUCAGCGAGAACUGCGGCCUCCACUCCCCAGGGACCUGGUGGAAAGCACCUUGCUAUGAAACGGUGAAAAUAUGGCUCCAGGAAAACCUACUAGCAGUGGGAAUCUUUGGAUUGUGCACAGCUAUGGUGCAGAUUCUCGGACUCACCUUUGCAAUGACCAUGUAUUGUCAGGUAGUCAAGGCAGACACCUACUGUGCAUAGAUACCAUUCCCAGUCCUUCUGCUCCUCCUCCAAAGGACACAGGAGAAA